This is a messenger RNA of Macrobrachium nipponense, 924 nucleotides long. RefSeq lists its product as uncharacterized. The transcript is spliced from 2 exons. The record is from RefSeq and is a predicted model, not a curated record. Gene Ontology annotation, molecular function: nucleic acid binding. The coding region runs from base 1 to 924 and encodes 307 amino acids. Lineage: Eukaryota; Metazoa; Arthropoda; Malacostraca; Decapoda; Palaemonidae.
AUGAUAUGUCUUCGAGUCCUGCAGGCUAAGACUGCCAAGGAGGUAGCUUUUCACCUGGCUGACACUUUCUGUGAUAAAGGAGAGAAUGUUCAGCUAAUCAAGGAGGUUCUGGAUAUGUGGCCAGAGUGUAAGCUAAUUCACGGGAAACCAAGAUAUUCGCAAUCGCAGAGCUCGGUGGAACUAGCGAACAGCUGGGUGAAAGACAACAACACUACACAAUGGUCGCAAGGACAUCGUUUCGUUCAGUGGCAGAAAAACACACUCUUCCAUUCGGGAAUUGGCAGAACACCUUAUGAAGCCAUGUAUGGAGAAAAGGCUCGUCUUGGUAUUUCCGCAGCUAAUAUACCAGAAGAAAUAAUGAAUGACAUGGAGAUAGAGGAACAGCUUGCAGCAGCACUAUGUUUACCCAAUAAGGAGGAUCAAAAUAUAGAACAGGAGGAGAUAAGUGUUGCAAGCUGUGCCAUUGAUUGCAACUCGUAUGGGCUAAACAUUCCAUGCCAUAUUCCUUCUGCCCCUUGUUCAGUUGUGGUUGACUAUGUUGAUGAGCCUGUGCUCUGUUGCUUACGUAAUAGGAAUCGGAACAUUCAGACUGAACAAAGGGAAUCGAAAAUAGAACCAGAGAAGCAAGUUGAGAAAAUGAAGGAUAAAUCAGUACAGCGUUUCCAGCCAGCCCACGCAGGGGACACUGUCAUGGUUCCCAUUCCACUCGUUGACCGCGGCCGAGAGGAUUUUGCAAAUGCAAAGGCAAUUAUCGUUCAGCUAAUGGACUGCGGAAGUUAUAAACUUGGGACAAAACACUGUUUACUUAAGCAGAUGUACACCCGUAAUCAGUUCACCCUAUGUGCUGAAAAAUUCAUGUCACCCGAUGAAGUAACAAAGGAUCGGGAAGUUUUCUGCGGAAAGUGGCUAUUGCAGAUUCGAUGA